This is a messenger RNA of Phymastichus coffea, 2892 nucleotides long. RefSeq names its product homeotic protein empty spiracles-like. Gene Ontology annotation, biological process: neuron differentiation; regulation of DNA-templated transcription; brain development. The record is from RefSeq and is a predicted model, not a curated record. Gene Ontology annotation, molecular function: DNA-binding transcription factor activity, RNA polymerase II-specific; DNA binding. The transcript is spliced from 3 exons. NCBI's taxonomy places the organism in Eukaryota, Metazoa, Arthropoda, Insecta, Hymenoptera, Eulophidae. The coding region runs from base 460 to 1941 and encodes 493 amino acids.
CGCAGCCGCAGCAGCAGCAGCAGCAGCAGCAGCAGCUCGAGUGCUCGCGCGAGUCUCGUUCAGCCAGAGAGCGCAGAGCAGCAGCCGCGAGUGCGCAGUGACGCGGCGGGGCCGUUUCGCCGAUCGAUAUCCGCUCCGGGAGUGCUAAGCUUAUCAGUGCGCGCGGCCAGCUGACCUUCACAGCGAUGCUCAGAGGCGUCGGCUCUUCGCACGAGCUUGCCGCCACGGUUCCGAGCGAGCGGCAGCGAGCGAGCGCCGAGCAGUGUUGACUGGGCGGCUGCUCUCGGUCCUCGUCCUCCGCGACUGUCGCCGGGACAAUGUGGAGCUGCUGAGCUGUCAGCGCGGACUUGAUCGAAUCGCCCACUCGCCGAGGUAUACACGCAGUGGUGCGAGCGAGCAGCCUUCAAAGUGAUCCUCAAGAUCGGAGGUGCAGUCUUGGGCGUGGAGUCGCCGCGUACGAUGAUGCCGCUCGCUCCGACGCCAAUAGUGCCGGUGCCCUCCAAGCCGAAGAUCGGCUUCAGCAUUGACUCGAUCGUCGGCGGCGGUCGCGGCCGCAACAACGCCGAGGACAAUGAGCCGGCGCCGCCCUCCACGCGGCUCGCCGAGACGCGCAUGGACAUCGAGCGCGACGCCGACCUCGCCUCGCCGCCCUCGGACCACCACCAGCACCACCACCUCCACCAGCAGCAGCAGCAGCAGCAGCAGCACCACCACCACCACCACAUCGAGGGCGGCUCCUCCUCGCCGCCGAGGACUCGCGUGCGACUCGGCAGCGGGGGCGCGCGCUCGCCCGGCGGCCACUCCGAGGAGUCCGACAGGCCGCACUCCAGAAGUUCCUCCGUCGAGUCGUACCCCAACUCGCGGCGAACGCCGUCGCAUCACGGCCAGCACCAGGCCAACCAUCAGCAGCAACAGCAGCACCACCACAGGAUCAACCACCGGCAGCCGGCGCCGCGGCCGAGUCUGGAUUACAGUGCGCGCUCGCUGACGAAUCGCAGUCACAGCGGCGGCUCGUCGCCGAACGAGUCGCCGAGUCCGCCGAGGCGGGGCAGCGAGUCGCCGGUGGCGCCGCCCCCCUCCGGUCAGCAGCACCCCCAGCCACCCCCGGGGGUCGUCAGGCCCAGUCCCAACUACCUGGGCCCUCCGCCGGGAGCCGCGUCGGCGGCCGCGGCCGCCGUCGCCGCCGAGCAGCUCAAGAGCCUUUACGGCCUGCCGGCCGCGGCCCACGCGGCCAGCGGGCCCCAGGCCCAGAGCGAGUACCACUCGCAGCAGCUGGCCCUGGCGGCCAACAUCGCCGCGGCUCAGCACUUCCAGGCGGCUAACCUCGCCGUGGCGCUGCAGGCGCACCACGGGCCCCCGCAUGGACCCUACCCGCACGCAGGCGGCCCGACCGGGCCCCAUCCGCCUCCUCACCCGCACCAGCCGCCCAGAGACAGUUACCCGCUCUACCCCUGGCUGCUGUCCCGGCACGGCCGCAUCUUUCCACAGCGGUUUCCCGGAGGACCAGACAUACCUGGCUUCCUGCUACAGCCCUUCCGCAAGCCAAAGAGAAUAAGAACGGCGUUUAGCCCGUCUCAGCUGUUGAAGCUGGAGCAUGCCUUCGAGAAGAAUCACUACGUCAUUGGGGCCGAGAGGAAGCAAUUGGCUCAGGCACUCUCGCUGUCCGAAACUCAGGUGAAAGUCUGGUUCCAGAACCGACGGACGAAGCACAAGCGGAUGCAGCAGGAGGAAGAGGCGAAAGCCCAACAGCAGUCUAGCGGAGGUGGCAGAGACAGUGCCAGCGGUGGCAACUCCAACUCAAAUAACAACGGCAACGGGGCGAGCAACAAGAACACGCAUCACGUGAGCAAGUGGCAGCAGGAGACGGCCGAUUAUCACGAGCACGACGAGGACGACGAGCCGAUCGACCCCGAGGACUGUUCCAGCGGCUCGGAGGCGUAGCUGGAUGUCCUGUGCCUGGACUAGACUUUUAUCCACGGGCACCAGCAGUCACUCUACGUCGACUCUUCUAUGCGGCGGAUACGCUGAUACGUAUCUAGCAGCAGCGGAAGCUUCGCGUCUAUUUCCCAGCUGCUUUUCCUCUUCUCUUCGGAGCGGCGACUCCUUCGCCGCCGCCAAGUUCCUUCAAAUCGACGACAAUGCAACCGACAAUGUACAGAGUUCCCCAAUCCUCUCUUCCUCCCCCCUGUCUCUCUCUCUCUCUCUCUCUCUCUCUCUCUCUCUCUCUCUCUCUCUCCCUCUCUCUCUUUUGUCCCUUCGACGCGCCGUAUCGUGGAUUUCUCAGUGAAGAGCGAUCGACGCCUGACUGUGCCAGCAAUACGAGCGAGAGGACGGCUAAUUCGAUUUGUACAUAUAGCCGCAGCGGAGCCUACGGUGAAUCGCGUGCGUAUCUCACGAAAUCCAGACUGCCAUACUAGCGAACGAAAGCGCGAGCACAGUGCCAAACGUUUUAUUAUUAUUAUUAUUAUUAUUAUUAUUAUUUCUCCUCUCCGAAGCCCAGUGUUGUAUACUAAAACCUGUAUUUACCUUCGUAAGCCCGGCGUUGUUGUUGCGUACAGCGAGCAGCAGUAUUUCUUUUUAACAAUCGAUGUCACAACAAUAACGCGAUUCACGAGUUACUUAAAUUAUUUAGAGCCAAGUCCAUAUUAUAUAUAUUAUUAUAUAUGUAUAGCGUUCGAUGCUCGGCGCGAAAUCGACAUUGAAUACAAUUAAUUAUCAUGAUGUAAUGCGACAUCUCGGUUUCGCGGCGCGGCCGCACCAUCGGACCUGUAUUCGCGCGUGUAAAUAGUGUGUAAAUAUCGAAAUGUGAUUCCACUCGACGCACUCGAGGCGUAGAUCCGUAAGACGAUCAACAAAAGAUUUUAGUUCGUGUUCUAGCGACAUUAUAGCGAA